Amphimedon queenslandica is the source of this 456-nucleotide messenger RNA. RefSeq lists its product as uncharacterized. The transcript has 4 exons. The record is from RefSeq and is a predicted model, not a curated record. Bases 1 to 456 code for a protein of 151 amino acids. Lineage: Eukaryota; Metazoa; Porifera; Demospongiae; Haplosclerida; Niphatidae.
AUGAAGGAUGGUCUUUACAACGGACUAAAAGUGAUGGGAACAAAAAUAAAAGGUUUACAAGAGACAGAAACGUUUCGAAAGAUUGACACAACCCUGGUCGGUUGGAAGACUAAGCUUGAGGACUCUGAGCGUUAUCAGAAAACCAAACAGUCUCUUAACGAAGGUGGAAAGAAAGCAUCUUCUGCCAUUUCAUCAGCUGCCACUUCUAUAAAGGAGAAUGAGAGGGUGAAGACUAUUGGGACAAAGACUAGUGGUGCUUUUCAAAGUGCUGGCACUGCCAUUAAGAGCACAGGUACUGCCAUCAGGGAGAAUGAAAGGGUCCAAAACUUUGGAGAGAGGAUAAGAUCAACUUCUGUCAGAAUUAAGGAUCGUGUUAUGGGUACUAGUGUUGACGCUGGUGAUGAACCCGUUGCUAAGGAGACUGUGGUCCCAGACGAGCCUACCAAAAAGGAUUGA